CCCCUAGUUAUGAGGGCUGUGGCCAGAGGAAGGCCGUUCCAGAGGAGGGAAAGGGGGGCGUGGGGAAGAGACAGCAACUCUCAGAGCUUCAGUUUUCUCAGCUUCAAAAGACAAUAGCAAAAGGGGCCUCUCAAGAUAAAAGAAGGGGGUGGAACAAUAUGUGAACACCCUGGAAACUAGGAAGUGGCCUGUCAGCAUGGAAUGAUUGCUGAAGAGUUCCUGAGGUGCCCGCCUAAGCCGCCCCUUUCCAAGUUCCUGCCCGGCCCCACGCUCCUCAGACCCAGGCCACCGGAGGUAAACACAGGACAUAAAUGAAAAGGGAGAGGGGCGCGGUGAAGAAAGGAGAAAGGAAGUGGAGCAGGGUGAGGGGUGAGAGGCAGAGAGCAUGUGGCUGGAGCCCCCCACCUCCCAGGAAGGCAGGAGAGGGUGACCUGGGAUGCUCUCCCCCGUCCCCGGCUCCCUUCCCGGGGAGGGGAGUGCUCCCCGUGCGGACACAGCCCGGCAGGUGGAGGAGGGGUGAGGGCGGCGCCAAGGGUAAUGAAUAAUUGAAGUAGAGGGAGGAGGAAGACGAGGAGAAGGAGGAAGAGGGGGAGGCUGGAGCCGCCACAGCUCAGGGUCCUCCCCACUCCGCACCCCACCCCCUCCGCCUCCCGGAAGUCGCUCCCCGCCUCCCGCUCCGCCAACAUGGCCGCGAAGUCUGAUGGAGCGGCGGCCGCGGCCAGCCCGGCGCCGGAGGGGGCGGCUGGGGGAGCCCGGGGCAGCGCUGGCGCGCGCGGGGAGGCGGCGGCCGCCGAGGGCCCCGAGGUGGCCGGGCCGGGGGGCUCGGCGCCCCGCUACGGGCUGCGGGACUGCUGCUGGGUGCUGUGCGCGCUGCUCGUGUUCUUCUCCGACGGCGCCACGGACCUGUGGCUGGCGGCCUCCUACUACCUGCAGGGUCAGCGGAUCUUCUUCGGCCUCACGCUGCUGUUUGUACUCCUGCCCUCGCUGGUGGUGCAACUGCUCAGCUUCCGCUGGUUCGUGUACGACUACACGGAGCCCGCGGGGACCCUGGGACCCGCCGUCAGCACCAAGGACAGCGGCACCGGCGGGCUCUCCGUCAGCACUAAGGACAGCGCCACCGCCUUCCUGGCCAAAGAGGGCGGCUCCGAGCUGGGAUCCCGGCCGCCCGCGCCCUCCUCGGCCAGCGCCCACCGCCGCCGCUGCUGUCGCUUCUGCGUCUGGCUGCUGCAGACUCUCGUCCACCUCCUGCAGCUCGGCCAGGUCUGGAGGUACCUGCGCACCAUGUACCUGGGGCUGCAGAGCCGCUGGCGCGGGGAGCGGCUGCGGCGCCACUUCUACUGGCGGAUGCUGUUCGAGAGCGCGGACGUGAGCAUGCUGCGCCUGCUGGAGACCUUCCUGCGCAGCGCGCCGCAGCUCGUGCUGCAGCUCAGCCUGCUGGUGCACCGCGGCGGCCGCCCGGACCUGCUGCCCGCCCUCUCCACCUCCGCCUCCCUCGUGUCCCUGGCCUGGACGCUGGCCUCCUACCAGAAGGUGCUGCGGGACUCGCGAGACGACAAGCGGCCGCUGUCCUACAAGGGCGCCGUGGCGCAGGUGCUCUGGCACCUGUUCACCAUCGCGGCCCGCGGCCUGGCCUUCGCGCUCUUCGCCAGCGUCUACAGGCUCUACUUCGGCAUCUUCGUCGUGGCCCACUGGUGCGUCAUGACCUUCUGGGUCAUCCAGGGCGAGACGGACUUCUGCAUGUCCAAGUGGGAGGAGAUCAUCUACAACAUGGUGGUGGGCAUCAUCUACAUCUUCUGCUGGUUCAACGUCAAGGAGGGCCGCAGCCGCCGCCGCAUGACCCUCUACUACGGCAUCGUCCUGCUGGAGAACGCGGCGCUCACCGGCUUCUGGUACGCCAGCCGCAACUUCUCCGCCGACCUGCACUCGCUCAUCCUGGUCUGCGUGGUGGCCUCCAGCUUCGCGCUGGGCAUAUUCUUCAUGUGCGUCUACUACUGCCUCCUGCACCCCAACGGGCCCAUGCUGGGCCCCCAGGCGCCCGGCUGCAUCUGCCCGGAGACCCCAGAGCCCCGCGGCCCGCCGGCCGACGCCGUCACAAGCCCCCCGAGGUCCCUGCCGAGGACUACAGGCGCCGAGCGGGAUGGGGUCUCGGUGGGGGGGGAGCGGGCGGGGACCCCCACGCCGCCUGUCUUCCAGGUGCGGCCCGGCCUGCCUCCCACACCGGUGGCCCGCGCCUUGCGGACAGAGGGGCCCGUCAUUCGGAUUGACCUGCCUCGUAAGAAGUACCCCGCGUGGGAUGCGCAUUUUAUUGACCGCCGGCUCCGGAAGACCAUUCUGGCGCUGGAGUACUCCUCGCCCGUCACGCCCCGGUUGCAGUACCGGAGCAUGGGGACCUCGCAGGAGCUACUGGAGUAUGAGACCACAGUGUAGGCCACAGCUUCUCCCCCCAGAAAGGGAUGGGCUUGGCUGACCUCAUAUCGACCACAGUGUUGAGCCUGGGAUUUCAGGGCCGCCAGGCUAAGGGGAAGCAGAUCUGCUGGUCCAAGGGUAGAGUGGCUCCACCACUGGGUUCUUUCAGGGGAGGGGGCAGCCUCAUGGAGGCCUCAGCCCUCGGCCCUGUUUCCAGCCCUGUGGCCCAUUUUCUAACACUCCCCCCCCUCGACCCAGGGCCCAAGGGAUUAACUGGUGCUACACGCCUCAUGCGCUGCCCGCUUUCACGGAGGCCUCCAUACCCCCUCUGGUGCUGGGGGCUCCACACCCUCUCCCCCACCUGGAGCUGCCCACGUGUCCCCCCGGUGGACUUGUCAGAGGAAGGGCCCCGUCUGAGGUCCGUGACUGAGGCCCUGUGCUCCUGAGGGGGUGCUGGGGAUGAAGGAGGCUAUGGAAGAUGGGGGGUGAGGUGGGAGAGUCUGGUGGACGAGGUGGGUACAGUUCCUGUGGGGCCCAAGGUUUGGAGCUUGGGCCAGAGAGGAGGAUUUAAGGGAGGAAGUUGGGGUGGGUGGGGAGUCGAGGGUGGGAGGUAGACAGUGCUAGAGCUGGAGGGGAGGGAGAACCCGAGACAUCUGAGGGGUUCGAGCUAGCUGGAACGCCAAGGGUCGUGGAUCCAGAGCACCGAGAAUGCUUCCCAAGUGAACUCCUCCAGAGUCUCCUGUUCGUGGGCUGGGCUAUGGGUGAGGUUCCAGACCCCUCAAGGGAAAUGCUUCCUGGAGUCGUUCUUUGUUCUAGACGAGCGUCUAAAGCGUUCCUUGUAGGAAAAAAAAGGGUUUGAAAGCAACAGGUAAAAUGUCUAGGAAGAUAUCCUGUCUGGGUUCAAUUAUAGAUGAGGUUCUAGCACAGUUAGCAGAGGAACUGUUCUAGAGGGACAUCCUUAGUUCUGGAUGAAGUUCUAGAUCACUUAGCUGGCCAGCUGGCCUAGGGCAUCACGGACCUGGAUUCUGUGGUCAGGCUGAGUGCACUGGGGCCCUGUGCUGUGCUCCGGGGCGUUGCAGAUCCUGCCAUGGUGGUGGAGGAGCGGCCUCUGGAACCCCAUGU
This is a messenger RNA of Pipistrellus kuhlii (Kuhl's pipistrelle), 3528 nucleotides long. RefSeq names its product XK related 7 (gene XKR7). NCBI's taxonomy places the organism in Eukaryota, Metazoa, Chordata, Mammalia, Chiroptera, Vespertilionidae. The transcript has 3 exons. Gene Ontology annotation, cellular component: plasma membrane. Gene Ontology annotation, biological process: engulfment of apoptotic cell; phosphatidylserine exposure on apoptotic cell surface; apoptotic process involved in development. The record is from RefSeq and is a predicted model, not a curated record. Bases 685 to 2427 code for a protein of 580 amino acids.